AUGCAGCUCUUCAGGCGUAAACAGCCUGAGGCUUCUCAGCCGAACAGCGCAAAGAAACGGGCUAUGGAUCGUAAGAAGAUCGCCAUUGUGGGCAGCGGCUGCGCUGGCUUGGGUGCUGCAUGGGCUUUGAAGAAUAGCAGCGAGCAUGAGGUCCAUAUCUUCGAGAAGUCGGAGCGGUUGGGCGGUCAUACCAAUACCCAACUCUGGAAACAUGGUUCCCAGUCAGUGCCUGUGGACACGGGGUUCAUCGUCAUGAAUGCCGAAACGUAUCCGAACCUGCUGCGAUUCCUCGAUGAAGUCGGUGUACAUCCAGUCGAGACAGAGAUGACUUUUGGGGUAACUCGCGAUCACGGUGCCUUCGAAUGGUCUGGCGAGGCACGCGGCAUAUUCGCGCAGCGACGCAACCUUUUCAGGCCAAAGCACUGGCGGAUGAUUUUCGACAUUAUCCGCUUCAAUCAGUUCGCCCUGGACUUGCUGGCCGAUGAAGACGAUGAUGAGAUUAGGUUUUCUGGGUUUUCUAAGCGCAGCAGAAAGCAUGCAGCAGAUAUGACCAUUGGCCAGUAUCUUGAAAAAGCAGGAUACUCGCAAGGUUUCUGCGAUGACUACCUCAUUCCCAUGACUGCGGCUGUUUGGAGCACUUCUCCCGACAAGGCCAGCUUGGAGUUCCCAGCGCAGACGCUGGUACGCUUCAUGUGGAACCAUCACCUGCUAUCGACUGUAUCACAAAGACCUCCUUGGCUGACCAUUCCGGGCGGCUCGCAGCGGUACAUCGACGCCAUUGUCAAGCAGUACCCAGAGGGUCGACUUCAUGUGCAUACUUCAUGCGAGGUUGCAAAUAUUCUACGUCCUGCUCGGCAAGGUGAAGGCCUCGUGACUGUCUCGUGGAUCAAUGCAAAGACAGGUCGUAUUGAAGGCGAUGCUUUUGACCAUGUUAUUCUGGCUUGCCACGGCGAUGAGGUCCUACCUUUACUUGCAAAGCACGGUGCUCCGCAACAGUCAGUAUCAUCGGCUCCGUCCAGCACGCGAAGCAAAUCGACAAAGUCGAAUGGAUUCAUCAAGUCCUCAUCUGGUGUUCAAUAUGUUACGCAAGAAGAGCUUGACAUCCUAUCGACCUUCCAGACCAUCGAGAAUGUUGCUUACCUGCAUUCGGAUCUUGACCUCAUGCCGAAGCGACGCGAAGUCUGGACAGCAUGGAAUUAUCUGGUGAACUCAGCACCCUCAAAAAUGUCUCACCCUGCAGGCGUCAGUCUGACCUACUGCAUGAACAUUUUACAGCACCUGUCAGAGGAUACGUUUGGACCUGUGCUGGUCACCAUGAAUCCUUAUCGCGAGCCUGACCCUCAACUGACACAGGGCAAGUUCGUGUAUCGGCAUCCCUUGUACACUGUUGAGGCUGUAAAUGCUCAGAAGAGACUUGGGACAAUCCAAAACCUUCGCGGCGUAAGCUAUUGUGGUGCUUGGACUAAAUAUGGCUUCCACGAGGACGGCUUCAGUAGCGGCCUUCGAGUCGCCAUCGAGCAUUUAGGCGCACAGCUGCCAUUUGAGUUCGUAGACUCAACAUACAGUCGAGGCCACAAACCAGAGCUGUUCUGGAAAGACUAUCUGCUUCGGCUGAUAUUGCUGGUAUUGCUUCUUGUAAUCAGGGUUGUGGAAUGGUCGGCAGGACUGCCUGUAAUCGCGUCACUGAUAGGCGUUGCAUCCAGCGUGGCAGGAAUCAUGCUCGACAUUUGCGAGCAUGUUGGCGUGAUCUAG
Messenger RNA from Fulvia fulva, 1752 nucleotides. RefSeq lists its product as uncharacterized. Gene Ontology annotation, molecular function: oxidoreductase activity. The transcript has a single exon. The record is from RefSeq and is a predicted model, not a curated record. NCBI's taxonomy places the organism in Eukaryota, Fungi, Ascomycota, Dothideomycetes, Mycosphaerellales, Mycosphaerellaceae. Bases 1 to 1752 code for a protein of 583 amino acids.